Messenger RNA from Xenopus laevis (African clawed frog), 1878 nucleotides. Its product is annotated as traf2 and NCK-interacting protein kinase-like. The coding region runs from base 326 to 1384 and encodes 352 amino acids. Lineage: Eukaryota; Metazoa; Chordata; Amphibia; Anura; Pipidae. The transcript is spliced from 13 exons. The record is from RefSeq and is a predicted model, not a curated record.
UGAUGGUGCCAAUACAGGGAAAUGCUGCAACUUGUGAAUCCUGAUAUGUAUAGCAGAGAGGGCUGGUGCAUGUGAGCUGACAAUCUCUUCUUUCUUUCUAUGUCUCCACACAGUGAAAUUUCCAAGCGACGAAGCGUUUUUAUAGCGUUUUCGAAGCGAUUUUCCGAGCGAUUUUCCAAGCGAUUUAGCAGUGAUUGUUAUAUAGAGAUAUUCAGCAAAAUUCCAUCUGAUUUUUGGCGUUUGGAAAAACCAUCUUCCUUUGACGUCAGCUGAUAUCGUCUUUUUAACCCAACAGCUCUUUUAAGAGCUAAAAAACUUGGGCGCAAUGCUAUUCUGCGCCCCCUGGAGGAAGCCACAGGCGGAAUCCAGAUCCCUCUCCGAGAUUUAUAAGCCUCCUGAUGGUCGGCUGACCAAGGAUGUGCUUCUUGGAGAAGGCGGCACCGGAGAAGUCUACAAGGGACGACACCAUCGAAGAGGCGUGGUAGCGGUGAAGAUCGCCAACAUCAGCCGAGAUGAAGAGUCAGUCAUGAGGGAGCUGAAGUUUCUCCAGCAGUUCGGAGGCCACAAGAACAUCGCCUCUUACUAUGGAGCUUACUACAGGGCUCCACUCACAGAGUGCUCAUCGGAGCACUUGGAAAUUGUUCUCGAGUACUGUGGUGGCGGCUCUCUCCACACCCUCAUCAGCAGGACCAAUGGCCAAUCCCUGAAGGAGACCUGGAUUGGCUAUGUCUGCAAGGAGGUUUUAAAGGGGCUGCACCACAUCCACAAGAACCGGGCCGUUCAUAGAGACAUCAAGAGCCUGAACAUCAUGCUCACAGAGACGGCCAAAGUGAAGACCAUCGACUUUGGAAACAGCUGGGACCUGGAUCCGCAGACUGGAUUGUGCCACGAAGCAGACGGGACUGCACAUUGGAUGGCACCCGAGGCCAUAAGGCAGAAGGGCCAGCGCCUGGCGUACGACACCAAAUGUGACAUCUGGUCGCUGGGCAUAACCGCCAUCGAAAUGGCCGAGGGAAAACCACCAUACGCAGAUGAAUACCCGGUGGAGCACCUGAUUAGAGAAGCCCAACCACCGAGGCUUCAAUCAAACAACUGGUCACAACAUUUCGUGUCCUUCUUGGAGUCAUGUCUGAAGAAGGAUCCUUCGGAGAGAGGGAGUGCUGAAGAACUCCUGCAGCACCCAUUUGUCACCCAACUGCCGCCUAAGAAGAUCAUCAGGGCUGAGAUUGAAAAACAUCUCCGGAUUCUGCAGAACCGGCCGGCCAAGAAAGGACUGAAGGAAAGAGCUCUCUGGACCCUGCGGCUCGCUUAUGACUUCUGCACACGGACAUCGGCAGAACAAGAAGCAGCUCUGCAAAUGGCCCUGGAGGGCUUCUCCUGUUAGUGAUCUUGUGGCCAAUUACAUCAACAGCCCAGAAUGAGAUUCCUAAAUCACAGCAGAGGAAAAAGAAACAUCCACAGGAUCCAGUGGCGUCUGCAGCUCCACCAGCAACAUCUCCUUUCAGGCUACUGCAGUUCAACCAGUGGGGACUUCAAGAUUCCCGCAACUCCACCAGCAGGGACUUUAUCUCCUUCUGUAGCUCCAUAUUUAUAUCUCUUUCAGACUACCACAUCGCCACCAGCGGUGUCUUCAGUUUACACCACUCCCCCAGCAGUCUCACUUUCAAGGGCCACAUCACCACCUCACUUUUCAACUGUAGUUCCAUAGUUCCAACCAUUUUCCUUUUUUUGCAGACUACUACAACUCCAACAUCUUGCCUUAACCAUCUACUUUUCACACAUAGCCACCAUAGCUCCAACAUUCAUAUCCACCUCUACAGCUCCACUAGCAGCAUUCACACCAUAGCUCCACUAUUAGGACCUUAGUUUUCAUUAGUA